Molecule: messenger RNA, 2877 nt
Organism: Zea mays
Lineage: Eukaryota; Viridiplantae; Streptophyta; Magnoliopsida; Poales; Poaceae
Product: kinesin-related protein 6
Exons: 17
Coding region: 267-2600 (777 amino acids)
Biological process (GO): microtubule-based movement
Molecular function (GO): ATP binding; microtubule binding; microtubule motor activity
Source: RefSeq, marked provisional
UUCCAGUUCCAUGCGAAUUCGAGGCUGCUCCAUCCAUUACGAGCUCCGCGAUUUCCCUGAGGCACUCGUUCCCAACGAAGCGCGGUGGGGGGAGGCCUUCACCCGUCCAACAAAGCGCGAGUUCGUCGGCGCUUCAAAGCCACGGGAUUCUUUGCCGUCGAGUUCACUCCAUCCCACCCCCCCGCACCAAGAAAGGUCCACCUCCCCCACCGCGCACAAGAAAAACCUAGCAGCUAUAACCCCUAAUCCCCACCAGUAAUCCCACCAUGGCCUCGUCUCUGCCGCCGCGCAGCUCCUACCAGAAGAAGGAGAACGCGGUGCCGGCGCGCCGGGAGAUGGGUUACAACAAGGCGACGCCGCGCCGGAACGUGCUAUCGGCUCUCAACAACGCCGAGGCCAACGGGGGGACGCCGUCCGUGCCGGCGGAUGGCGGCGGCGGCGGCGGCGCGGCGGAGGCGGCGCCCGUGAUCGAGUUCAGUGGGAGGGAGGAUGUGGAGCGCUUGCUCGCCGAGAAAAUGAAGGGCAAAAGCAAGAACGAUUUCAAGGGGAGAGUCGAUCAGAUGAGCGACUACAUCAAGAAGCUCAGGGCGUGCAUCCGGUGGUACAUGGAGCUGGAGGAUGGCUAUUUGGCUGAGCAGGAGAAGCUCCUAGGUGCUAUGGAUUCUGAGAACACCCGUCAUACCGAGUUGGAGGCCCAGCUCAGCACUGCUAUUGAAGAGCUGAAAGCCACUAACUUGGACUUGACAAGGCGUUGUGAGUCUCUAGAGGAGAGCUUCAACAAGGAGAAGUCUGAAAAACUGAUCGCUGUGGAGUCCUACGAGAAAGAAAAGCAGGAAAGGGAAUCCGCUGAGAGUUCACGAGAUGUACUAACUGUGGACCUAGAAAGGGUCACUCAUGAUGCUAAGCGGUUUAGCGAGCAGCUAAAAAUGGUCCAAGACACUAAUAAAAGGCUUCAAGAAUACAACACCAGCCUGCAACAAUACAACAGUAACCUUCAGGCUGAUGCCUCGAAGAGUGGUGAGACCAUCUCAAAACUUCAGAAAGAGAAGAGUGCCAUGAUGGAAACUAUGGCUACUCUGAGAGAGUGUAACAGCUCAAUGGGCAAUCAGCUUGAAUCUUCUAGAGUUUCUCAACAAGAAGCUAUUAGAGUGAAGGAAGAGCUCAGGAAAGAAGUGGAGUGCCUUAGAGUUGAGUUGAAGCAAGUUAGAGAUGAUCGUGAUCAUUCAGCUAUUCAACUGAACAGUUUGAACAUUGAACUUGGUAAUUACAAGGAACAGAUUGGUAAAACUUCAAAAGAAUGUGAAAGAUUCCGCACCAAAGUAUCUGAACUUGAGGAAACAUGCAGUACACAACAAGAACAGAUUCGGACAUUUCAAAAGCAGCUUGCAGUUGCGACUGAGAAGUUGAAGCUUGCUGAUGUAACUGCGAUAGAGGCGAUGACUGGUUAUGAAGAACAGAAGGAGAAAAUAAAAUACCUUGAGGAGCGUUUAGCACAGGCAGAGUCUCAAAUUGUUGAAGGCGACGAGUUACGGAAAAAACUGCACAACACUAUAUUGGAACUGAAAGGAAACAUUAGGGUUUUUUGUAGAGUUCGACCACUUCUUCGAUUUGAGGGUGAUUCCAAUGGUCCGGAAGGUGCCUCUAUCUCUUUUCCAACAUCUGUAGAGUCUACUGGACGUAGCAUUGAUUUGAUAAACCAAGGGCAAAAGCUCUCCUUCUCAUAUGACAAGGUUUUUGACCAUGGUGCGUCACAGGAAGAUGUGUUUGUGGAAAUAUCGCAACUAGUCCAAAGUGCCCUUGAUGGGUACAAGGUAUGCAUAUUUGCAUAUGGUCAAACUGGAUCUGGUAAAACUUAUACAAUGAUGGGUAAACCAGGAAAUGAUCAAAAAGGGAUAAUACCUCGUUCUUUGGAGCAAAUUUUCAAGACCAGUCGGUUUCUAGAAUCUCAAGGAUGGAAUUAUUCCAUGCAAGCAUCAAUGUUGGAAAUAUACAAUGAGACCAUUCGUGAUUUGUUAGCACCUGGUCGGUCUAACAGUUUUGAGUCUAGUAAACAAUGCACUAUAAAGCAUGACCCUCAUGGGAAUAUUGUGUCGGACCUUACAAUUAUUGAUGUCUUUGGUAUUGCUGAUGUGACUAGUCUACUAGAGAAAGCAUCCCAGAGUAGGUCUGUGGGUAAGACUCAGAUGAAUGAACAGUCGUCCAGAAGUCAUUUUGUAUUCACAUUAAAGAUAUCUGGAUCUAACGAGAACACAGGCCAAAAUGUCCAAGGAGUCCUUAACUUGAUUGAUUUAGCUGGGAGUGAGCGUCUUGCUAAAAGUGGCUCCACAGGUGAUCGCUUGAAGGAAACUCAGUCAAUCAAUAAAAGCUUGUCGGCUUUGAGCGAUGUAAUCUUCGCGAUCGCAAAAGGAGAUGACCACGUUCCGUUCAGAAAUUCAAAACUUACAUACCUAUUGCAGCCUUGCCUUGGAGGUGACUCGAAAGCUCUCAUGUUUGUCAACAUUUCACCGGAGGCAUCCUCCGUUGGUGAGACGAUAUGCUCGUUGAGGUUUGCUUCAAGGGUGAAUGCUUGUGAGAUUGGAAUACCAAGACGUCACACAUAAGCCCGUCCCUUCGUUCUAGGCUGAAUUAUGGGUGAAGGUAGCUGUAGGGAUCAUGGUAAUGUGAUAUAUAAUGUGUUGGUUUGUGCCGCAUUUGGCCACAAAGGUGAUGCCCAACAGAAUUCUUGUAACUUGUACAGUGUAGGUGAUGGUGUUUUGCUGAGAGCAGCAUAUGUACGAGUGCUGACAUCUUGUCAUGCUUUCCUUACUUUUUGGUGUAGCAGACUUGGGUCAUGUUAAUUGUGAUCGUGGGUUCGAAUGUGAAACUACCUUUUCUCUC